AUGUCUUACCAAUUCAAAGACAAAUUGGCGAUUGUCACUGGCGCUUCAAAACUCAAUGGCAUCGGCUUUGCAACUGCUUAUGCACUAGCAGAAGGGGGAGCUGAUCUUGUCAUCACCUACAACACCAACAAAACUGCUGCACAGGAGGUUAUUGAAAAGAUCCAACGCCUUGGUGCCAAGGUGAUCGCAGUGCACGCUAAUGCUGGCUCUAUCACCUUUGGGGAAGACUUGGUAGAUGCUACAGUCAAGGCAUUCCCGGGCCGCAAGAUCGACAUCAUCGUUAACAAUGCUGGCCACCUCACUAUGCAGGAGGGUGCUGAAGCCGCUGUUGUGGAUGAGUUCGACUCCAUAUUUCAUCCUAAUGUGAGGGGCCCUCACCUGUUGAUCAAGGCCGCCCUCCCGUACCUCUCGGCCCCUGGAGCCCGAAUUGUCAACGUUGGUAGUGUUGUGGCCCGAACUGGCACCAAACAUGCUACGUUCUACUCGAGUAGCAAAGGAGCUCUGAACCUCUUGAAUCUAGCUUGGGCCGAAGAGCUCGGUCCCCGUGGCAUCACUGUUAACGUCGUUGCCCCUGGCCCUAUUGACACUGAUUAUGGGCCACCGGACGAUAUGCCUCUUACGAUAAAAUUCCGGGCACAGCAAUACUUGAAGCGGAAUGGAUCGGCCAAUGAGGCAGCAAAUGCAAUCUUGUUUGCCGUGAGUCCUGGUGCUAGCUUCAUAACGGGCCAAGUUUUGGCUGUUGAUGGGGGUCUCGCUUAUACCUAG
Messenger RNA from Phaeoacremonium minimum UCRPA7, 765 nucleotides. Its product is annotated as putative short-chain dehydrogenase reductase sdr protein. NCBI's taxonomy places the organism in Eukaryota, Fungi, Ascomycota, Sordariomycetes, Togniniales, Togniniaceae. Bases 1 to 765 code for a protein of 254 amino acids. The record is from RefSeq and is a predicted model, not a curated record. Gene Ontology annotation, molecular function: oxidoreductase activity. The transcript has 2 exons.